AUGAUCGACAGCUAUACGUACAAGAUCAUGUUUAGAUGCUUUCUUCUGAUCUUGCUGCUUGUAGUCGAACUCACUAAAUGUAGACUUGUUUCUGCCGAAGAUUCUGACGUUUCGAACUCAUCACCAUGUGGUUCCAAACAGAAUGAUAGCGAGAUAAAGUGUGUUGAUGUUCAUUGUGCCAAUAAGUCAUCUCAGUGUGACUUCGUGAAAAGAACAAAAGACUGCGAGGUUCAAGGAGGAUACAUUGACUACAUUCGACUUCCAUACUGCCAGUUGAACGGCAGUAUAGGAGGAGCUGUUGUUAUCUAUUUACUUUGGCUCACUUUUCUAUUCAUCAACAUCGCAUUGACUGUUAAAUAUUUCCUUUAUCCAUCUCUUGACGCAAUUUCGAAGAUAUUACGACUAAGUGAAAGUGUCGCUGGAGUGACAUUUCUGGCUCUAGGCAAUGGCGCUGCUGACAUAUUCAGUCUGAUUGUGCUGAUGACGAAGGAAGAUAAUGAUGGAUCAUUUGCAGAAACUGCCAUGGGAGGAAUAUUAGGAGGAGGAUUGUUUGUUACGUCUGUUGUAGUUGGACUUAUUUGUUUUAAUUAUCAACUGAAAGUCAGGCCAGUAUCAUUUCUCAGAGAUGUGCUUUUCUACUUAGCAGCAGUCACGUGGUUGCUAAUAAUGAUUAUCGAUGGAAGAAUUAUAGUGGGAGAAGCUAUUGGAUUUAUAUGCUUAUAUGUCUUCUACGUUGUUGUUGUUUUAUUGGGCCUACGAUGGGAGAAAAAGGUAAAUGAAAAUGAUGAAACAGAAGCUCUCACAAAUGCUGAAGAAAGCACAUCACCUCAAGAACCUGACGCGAAUAAUGCACAUAUAAGCAAAGCAGAAAGCUCUUCUAGUAGUCAUGACAACAAAGGAGAAUAUUCUAAUUUGAUAGAAACAGAUGAUUCAGAAGAAUCUAUCAGUACAAAACGACCAACUACGUUAUCUCCUACCAGAUAUCAGUGCUGGCAAUUGUUGCAAGCGUUGUGUCCUUAUACAUUGGACGAUUUCUUGAAAUCAAGAUGGUAUUCAAUAAUAAUACUAGUCUUUCAAAUGCCAUUGAGAUUGCUGCUGACCUUGACAGUUUCUGUCGUCGAUUACAGUCAAAAGAGAACACAUGGUUGGAACAGGUUGCUCAUCCUAUUUAACAUUGUCUUGGGACCAGUAUUGGCUACAAUCGCUUUUGAUUUAUUUUUUGACGAAGUGGGCGAAUCAGCGAUGAUAGCCGGGUUGAUUGUGCUCGCAGUCUCUAUGGUCGUAGGGCUGCUAGUUGCAUUCACAUCUUAUACAGAUCAUCCUCCAAAUUAUCAUUGGGCGUUUUCUUUCUUCGGAUUCGUGAUGUCUAUUGUGUGGAUUUACAUUAUCACAAGUGAAGUAGUCAACGUUUUGGAAGCUGCUAGUAUCAGCUUACAGUUGAGCAGGGCGCUCGUUGGACUUCUGAUUUUGGCGUUCGGGAACAGUGUCUGCGAUCUUGUCGCAAACUUUGUGGUAGCAAAACAAGGAAAAGCCAUCAUGGGAUUUUCAGCCUGUUAUGGAAGUCCGUUGUUGAAUAUGUUGAUUGGCGUUUCCCUCGGUUUUCUUCUGGCUAUUGCUACUCAUGAAGGAACGUAUGUGGUGAAAUUAUCUCCACAGCUUGGCGUGGCAGCGGGAUUUCUUCUUGGCGGGCUGCUUGCUGCUAUUACUCUUGUUGCACUGCGUCGCUGGACAGCCCACAAACUACUUGGACUAAUUCUACCAAUAUCAUACGUCGCCUUUGUUAUUGUCCUACUGUGUGUUGAAUUUAUUUCUUAAAAUAAUGUAAUUAAAAACCUGGAUGGAGUGAUACGUAGGACAUUUUUACAGUUGAUAUCUCUAGUUUUAUCUCUUGAUGCUAGGUUGUACAACUAAUUGUAUAUCAUUUUUAUCAAUACUUAUAUAUCACUUUUCUUUGAAAUGUUUUUGGCUUCAUUUUCAAUGACAGUUGUUAGAAUUAA
Corticium candelabrum is the source of this 1997-nucleotide messenger RNA. RefSeq names its product mitochondrial sodium/calcium exchanger protein-like. The transcript is spliced from 8 exons. The coding region runs from base 1 to 1815 and encodes 604 amino acids. Gene Ontology annotation, cellular component: membrane. Gene Ontology annotation, molecular function: monoatomic cation transmembrane transporter activity. NCBI's taxonomy places the organism in Eukaryota, Metazoa, Porifera, Homoscleromorpha, Homosclerophorida, Plakinidae. The record is from RefSeq and is a predicted model, not a curated record. Gene Ontology annotation, biological process: transmembrane transport; intracellular calcium ion homeostasis; monoatomic cation transport.